Messenger RNA from Myotis davidii, 1529 nucleotides. RefSeq names its product olfactory receptor 52I2. Gene Ontology annotation, molecular function: G protein-coupled receptor activity; olfactory receptor activity. The record is from RefSeq and is a predicted model, not a curated record. Gene Ontology annotation, cellular component: membrane. Gene Ontology annotation, biological process: G protein-coupled receptor signaling pathway. The transcript has a single exon. NCBI's taxonomy places the organism in Eukaryota, Metazoa, Chordata, Mammalia, Chiroptera, Vespertilionidae. The coding region runs from base 438 to 1412 and encodes 324 amino acids.
CACACCACAGCCAUGUAUCACAAACUUGGUAUAAGGUAUAAGUCCAUGACUAAGGCACAUAUGAUUGAAUACAAUAAAGUCAAGGGUAGAGCAUUGGAAUUGUUAAUUUAGGUCCCUCAGCGGUCCCUGUGAGAUUCCAUGAAAGCUCAGAAGGUACAUAAUUUAGCUUUGACAUGGAAUGGUGGAGGAAGUAGAGCUGAAGAGACUUCCAAAGGAGGUAACCCAUCAGUCAAUCUUUGAAUGAUGAAUAAUGAGGCAAAGAAUAAUGAGGUGGAUGGGAGGUGGGGCAAGAUAACUUUGUCAGAUGUAAGUUUUCUAGUUCUGAGCUGACAAUACCACCAGGCUUCCUUAACACCACAGCUGGGAGUAAAUCUCAGAGGAUUGCAUCCUUUUCUUACAUCAUUUUAUGCAUUAACAGGAAAACGGUCUCAUCUGUGAUGCUGGGGACACCCUACAACCACACAACGGAAACCCCUGCCACCUUCUUCCUUGUGGGUAUCCCAGGUUUGCAAUCUUCACAUCUUUGGCUGGCUAUCUUGAUGAGUGCCAUGUAUAUCAUAGCCCUGUUAGGAAACACCCUCAUCUUGACCAUAAUCUGGAUGGAUUCCACUCUACAAGAGCCCAUGUUCUGCCUCCUCUGUGUUCUGGCUGCUGUGGACAUUGUUAUGGCAUCCUCUGUGGUGCCCAAGAUGGUGAGCAUCUUCUCCUCAGGAGGCAGCUCUAUCAGCUUCAAUGCUUGUUUCACUCAGAUGUAUUUUAUCCACGUAACCACAGCUAUAGAGACAGGGCUGCUGCUGGUCAUGGCUUUUGACCGCUAUGUAGCCAUCUGUAAGCCUCUACACUACAAGAGUAUUCUCACGCCUCAAGUGAUGCUGGGAAUGAGUAUGACCAUCACCAUCAGAGCUGUCAUAUUCAUGACUCCAUUAAGUUAUAUGGUGAGUCAUCUACCUUUCUGUGGCUCCAACAUAGUUCUCCAUUCCUACUGUGAGCACAUGGCUGUGGCCAAGUUAGCAUGCACAGACACCACGUCCAGUAGCCUUUAUAGUCUAAUUGGUUCUUCCAUUAUCGUGGGCUCCGAUGUGGCCUUCAUUGCUGCUUCUUAUACCCUAAUUCUCCAGGCAGUCUUCAAUCUCUCCUCAAAGAAUGCUCAGGUGAAAGCAUUAAGCACGUGUGGCUCCCACGCGGUGGUUAUGGCUCUGUACUACCUACCUGGGAUGGCAUCCAUCUAUGUGGCCUGGCUAGGGCAGGACAUAGUGCCUUUGCACACCCAAGUGCUGCUAGCUGACUUAUAUGUGGUCAUCCCACCUGCUUUAAACCCCAUUAUCUAUGGUCUGAGAACCAAACAAAUACGGGAGCAGAUAUGGAGUUUGCUGAUGCAUUGUCUCUUCAACCACUGCAAUCUGAGUUCAUGAACACAGUCUAUUCAGGUCUUGAGCAUUCUAGCCUACUUCAAAUAUGUCUUAGAGAUCUGAGGAGAUGGUUUGGUUCAUCUGGUGCCAUAGGAGUUUUAAGAUGAAACUGUAAAGAAU